UUCUGUGUUUUUUGUGUAUUAACUGAAUUUGGUGAGAUAUUUUGGGAUUUCUGAGAAAAUUGUUUUGGUUUCUAAUUUUAUUUCUUUUUCAAGUUUUUUUAUUUUAUUUUUAAUGACAUGUUUGUUCUUGUCUGUUUGUCUGUCCGGUUCUUUUCUUUUGUUUAGUGGGCUAAGUGGAUUGAUAUUCUUAUCAAUGUGGAUAAGGUAUUUAUUGAGCGGAAAAGUAUAAUUUUUUAUUUUACCCCAGUUUAAAUAAAUUUCCACCAUCUCAGAAAAUCAAAGUUUGUAAAGGAAAAAAGGGUAGAACUAGCUGUGGAAGUUGGUAUUUUUACUUUCGACCCUUUUGUAUUUCUGAGCUUCUGAUUAUCCUAGGGAAUAUGAUGGUGCCUGCCUUCAAAUGAGAUUAUCCUACAGCCCUACCGCUCACCUUUUUCUUUUUCUUGUCCAAUGGACUGGUUUUCACCUAGCUGGUGCCUUGGGAUUGCUUAGAAUUCUUAUAUACAAGGCUUAUGAGGAUGGAAAAACAACCAUGUCUAUUCAUGAAAGAAAGGCUAGCGUAAGAGAGUUCUAUGGGGUGAUAUUUCCUUCUUUACUGCAACUUCAAAGAGGAAUCACUGAUGUAGAAGACAGAAAGCAAAAAGAAAUCUGUGCAAAGUACAAAAAGAAAGAUGAAAUGGACAAAGGAAAGAUCUCUGAAAUUGAUUUAGAGAGAGAAGAAGAAUGUGGCAUUUGCAUGGAGAUUAAUAGCAGGGUUGUAUUGCCCAAAUGCAAUCAUGCAAUGUGUUUGAAGUGCUAUCGGGAUUGGCGUGCUCGUUCUCAAUCAUGUCCUUUCUGCCGAGACAGUCUCAAGAGAGUCAACUCAGGUGAUCUUUGGAUCUACACCAGCAGAAAUGAGAUUAUCGACUUGUCUUCAAUCACUAGACAGAAUUUGAAGAGACUGUUCAUGUACAUUGACAGGUUGCCUCUCAUUGUUCCAGAUCCAGUGCUUGUUCCUUACGAGCCCUGUUACCGGUUUUAGGGUCUGGAGUUUGUACAAAAUUCUGGUUGGUUGUAUAUGAUUCUUGCUUCUCUCCUUCCAGGAGCACAUUUUAACGCUGUAAAUACCUUUUCAUUUUUAGCACGCUAUGAUUUACAAAUUUAUUCA
This is a messenger RNA of Populus nigra (black poplar), 1144 nucleotides long. RefSeq names its product E3 ubiquitin-protein ligase AIRP2. Gene Ontology annotation, cellular component: cytosol. The coding region runs from base 398 to 1018 and encodes 206 amino acids. The record is from RefSeq and is a predicted model, not a curated record. Gene Ontology annotation, molecular function: ubiquitin protein ligase activity. The transcript has 5 exons. Lineage: Eukaryota; Viridiplantae; Streptophyta; Magnoliopsida; Malpighiales; Salicaceae. Gene Ontology annotation, biological process: protein ubiquitination.